AAACGCUCAAUUUCAUAGACAGGAAGUAAUUCGGGUUGCUGUCCUUCACCUUCGUUUUUUAAUAACAAACUCCACAUUCAAGAUGCAUUAACAUGAAUUGCCCGAUCUAAAUAACACAAAAUCACGUGACACGUCCAGUUGUGAUUUCGUUUAGACAAAGUUAAUAAAAGUCACUUUUUAGGUAAACAUUACAUCAGAUAUGUCUCCUCUGGUAGGCGCUGAGCUCGCGCGCACGCCGACGCAGCUGUACCGGUAUCUGCUGCGCUGCUGUAGACUGCUGCCAUCAACUGCCAUGCAAACACACUAUAAACAUGCCAUCAGACAGAGCUACAAUAGUCAUGCAGACGAGGACGACCCUGAGAGGAUUCAGAUGAUGAUUCAAAGAGCUAUAUCUGAUGCAGACUGGAUAUUAAAUAAAUACACUAAAAAGAAAUGACCACCGUGGAGGAAUAGUGGAGAGUGAUUGAAGAUGCUGCAGAGGGAGGAUGCACGGUCAAAUAGCAUACCCACACACGGAUCAACAAAUCUGCUUAUCUACAAUAAAAAGAAGUGCAAAAAAUAGUGCUUAACCUCUUUACAACCAUUAACCAUAUAACCAUACAAUUACACUCACCUAAAGGAUUAUUAGGAACACCAUACUAAUACGGUGUUUGACCCCCUUUCGCCUUCAGAACUGCCUUAAUUCUACGUGGCAUUGAUUCAACAAGGUGCUGAAAGCAUUCUUUAGAAAUGUUGGCCCAUAUUGAUAGGAUAGCAUCUUGCAGUUGAUGGAGAUUUGUGGGAUGCACAUCCAGGGCACGAAGCUCCCGUUCCACCACAUCCCAAAGAUGUUCUAUCGGGUUGAGAUCUGGUGACUGUGGGGGCCAUUCUAGUACAGUGAACUCAUUGUCAUGUUCAAGAAACCAAUUUGAAAUGAUUCGAGCUUUGUGACAUGGUGCAUUAUCCUGCUGGAAGUAGCCAUUAGAGGAUGGGUACAUGGUGGUCAUAAAGGGAUGGACAUGGUCAGAAACAAUGCUCAGGUAGGCCGUGGCAUUUAAACGAUGCCCAAUUGGCACUAAGGGGCCUAAAGUGUGCCAAGAAAACAUCCCCCACACCAUUACACCACCACCACCAGCCUGCACAGUGGUAACAAGGCAUGAUGGAUCCAUGUUCUCAUUCUGUUUACGCCAAAUUCUGACUCUACCAUUUGAAUGUCUCAACAGAAAUCGAGACUCAUCAGACCAGGCAACAUUUUUCCAGUCUUCAACUGUCCAAUUUUGGUGAGCUCGUGCAAAUUGUAGCCUCUUUUUCCUAUUUGUAGUGGAGAUGAGUGGUACCCGGUGGGGUCUUCUGCUGUUGUAGCCCAUCUGCCUCAAGGUUGUGCGUGUUGUGGCUUCACAAAUGCUUUGCUGCAUACCUCGGUUGUAACGAGUGGUUAUUUCAGUCAAAGUUGCUCUUCUAUCAGCUUGAAUCAGUCAGCCCAUUCUCCUCUGACCUCUAGCAUCAACAAGGCAUUUUCGCCCACAGGACUGCCGCAUACUGGAUGUUUUUCCCUUUUCACACCAUUCUUUGUAAACCCUAGAAAUGGUUGUGCGUGAAAAUCCCAGUAACUGAGCAGAUUGUGAAAUACUCAGACCGGCCCGUCUGGCACCAACAACCAUGCCACGCUCAAAAUUGCUUAAAUCACCUUUCUUUCCCAUUCUGACAUUCAGUUUGGAGUUCAGGAGAUUGUCUUGACCAGGACCACACCCCUAAAUGCAUUGAAGCAACUGCCAUGUGAUUGGUUGAUUAGAUAAUUGCAUUAAUGAGAAAUUGAACAGGUGUUCCUAAUAAUCCUUUAGGUGAGUGUAUGUGCCAGUUACUACCCAAAGCAGUCUGAUCUGCUAUCUAGAUUCUGAAAACAACACAGUUGUCAAUGACAUGUACACAAAAUUAUUUUUUUUACUUAAAUGUAAUGUUUAGAAUGAAAAUAAUAUGGCAGGUUCACGCUCAUAAAUUUGUGUUUUAGUCCCUGGUCCCUGUUUCAUUAGACAGAGAUUUUUUUAUCAGGCCACUGGAUACAGAGGUGUCGCAGGAACGUGUUACAUAUGGGUGUUAAAUACAUGUGUUGUUAUGUUACCUUGCAAACACAUAAAAAUUGUUAUUGAAGUAAAGUCAGGUAGGCCUACCUGCAUUUUAAUUUUGUGUGAUCAUCUACCCCAUUACAUUUGAUGAUACAAAGGGAGAUUUAGAUUUAAGAUAAGGAAGGGCAGAAUUCACUUCAAAGUUCACUUAAUUAUUAAAUUAUCACAUAAUGUAACAAGUACAAAUUCUCAAAACUUUUGCAAGUGUGCAGUCAUCUCGAAAUAUGGAUUUAACAAUAUGUUAAAACCUAACCACCAGCAUGUGCCUUGAUUUACAUUUUGAACAUGUUAAAUAAUAUUUUUCCUUUAGAACUGAUAAAGGCAUUCAGAAAUAAAAGUGAUUGUGUCUCAUUAAACAUAUGUGUUCCAGAAAGCAAUUAAAGUCGGUAUAGAUUCCAAAAAGAAAAAAGGACAUCAGGCUUCUUAGUUCUGGUAUGUAUUUGAGCAAUUCAUGAAUGUCUUAUGAACAGUGGAGUAAUAGAGGAGUAGUUUUUUUAUGUUUCCCCCAAGCUAUAACAUUUCCUGCUGAGCUAAACAAGACCACAUAUUAUAAUGACUUGAGAAAAAAAGCAAUCAGUGGGGGACAAAACAGAUUACACAUAGUAAUAUUGGUUUGGCACAUGAGUAAACUGUGUUGCUAAAAUGACUGUAACCAGGCUUUUCAAUAAUACACCUUUUUUAGGCUUUCAGUAUUUCUAAAUUUACUUUGUUGUAAAUGUGAAAAAAUAAGAUCGGUGGUAUAUAUUCAGAGAGAAUGUUAUUAGAAUGUUUGUUCAACAUUUAAAGUGUCAAAUAAUUUUUUAUAAUUUCACCAACAGCAUUUAUAAUUGUUUAGAUAGAACUUAAUAAUAAUUUUGUAAAUGAUUCUUUUAAAACAAACAUCUUCUUGAAUCUAAUGGUGUA
Molecule: messenger RNA, 3005 nt
Organism: Triplophysa rosa
Lineage: Eukaryota; Metazoa; Chordata; Actinopteri; Cypriniformes; Nemacheilidae
Gene: lyrm9
Product: LYR motif containing 9
Exons: 3
Coding region: 200-436 (78 amino acids)
Source: RefSeq, a predicted model, not a curated record